Molecule: messenger RNA, 1044 nt
Organism: Lachancea sp. 'fantastica'
Lineage: Eukaryota; Fungi; Ascomycota; Saccharomycetes; Saccharomycetales; Saccharomycetaceae
Source: the annotation of a GenBank genome assembly
AUGCCCGCCACCGUACAAGCAAGAAGAGACUCGGCAGAGUCUAUUAACACAGACAUCAUCACAUUGUCCCGGUUUAUCCUGGAAAGCCAACGUUACGAUGCCAAAAACGCUACCGGGGAGUUCUCAAUGCUGCUGAACUCGCUGCAAUUUGCUUUCAAGUUCAUCUCGCAGACAAUCCGGCGCGCAGAAUUGGUCAACCUCAUGGGACUCGCAGGUGCAUCCGUCAAUUCCACCGGCGACCAGCAGAAAAAACUGGACGUCCUGGGAGAUGAAAUCUUCAUCAACGCAAUGCGGGCCAGUGGGAACGUCAAAGUGUUGGUUUCCGAAGAACAGGAAGAAUUGAUGGUUUUCCGCCACAAUCCAGCCACAUACGCAGUUUGUUGCGACCCAAUUGACGGAUCUUCGAAUUUGGACGCCGGUGUGUCGGUUGGAACAAUCGUAUCGCUUUUCAAAUUGACCCCAGGGUCGCAAGGCAGCACCAAAGACGUGUUGCGUCGCGGUGACAAUAUGGUGGCCGCUUGCUACGCCAUGUACGGUGCUUCCACGCAUCUCAUGCUCACCACGGGCAAAGGUGUCAACGGAUUCACGCUAGACACAAAUUUGGGCGAGUUUAUUCUCACGUACCCAGAUCUGAAGCUACCUUUGCAGCAUCCAAUAUACUCCGUCAAUGAGGGAAACUCUGUUUACUGGGAAAACUUCAUUCAGCAGUUUUUCCACAACUUGAAAAUACCCCAGGAAACUCCCGAGGGCAAACCUUACUCUUCGCGUUACAUCGGAUCCAUGGUUGCAGACGUUCAUCGUACCCUAUUGUACGGCGGACUUUUCUCCUAUCCUUGUGACAAGAAAAACCCCAAGGGAAAGCUACGUCUACUGUACGAAGCGUUCCCUAUGGCCUUUCUAGUCGAGCAAGCCGGAGGUAAAGCCGUCAACGACAAAGGUGAGAGAAUUCUCGAUUUGACCCCAGAACACAUUCACGACAAAAGUAGCAUCUGGCUGGGUAGUAGCCAGGACAUCGACCGGUUUUUGAAGCAUAUUGGCAAAUAA